AUGAAUUUGAUUAUUCGCUUAUUUGCUUUGUUACUGAUUGCCUCAUCCCUGUUAUUAAAUGUCGUAUCUGAAAGAAGCUAUAUUGUAACGAUCAAUGACCAAAAAGACUACAAGAAAUUAUUACGAGUGCAUAAAAAUGUGUUGAUAUUAUUUUCAAAUUCUUCUAUGGAUAAAAAUAGCCAAUUGAAAAAAGUGAUAAAAAUCACAACAGAAGCUGCGAAACAAGCAGUGGGGCAAGGCACUGUUGCUCAAAUUAAUUGUAACGAUGGUGAAACAAAAAAGUUAUGUAAAAAACUUAAAUUAAUCCCGAAACCUUACAUUCUGAAACAUUACCAAAAUGGUGAGUUUCACAAAGAUUAUGAUAGGAAGAUAAAUACAAAGAGCAUCUAUCGGUUCUUGCUAGAUCCAACAGGUGAUAUACCAUGGGAUGAAGACCCGACAGCUGUGAACGUCGUUCACUUAGACAAUUCUAAUGCGCUUCAAAAAACAGUUAGUAGUGGUAAACCGGUACUCGUCAUGUUUUAUGCUCCUUGGUGUGGCUUCUGUAAGCGUUUGAAGCCGGAAUUUAGUGCUGCAGCAGAUCAGUUGAAAGGAAAGAUCGUAUUAGCAGGCAUGGAUUUAACGUAUCGCGGGAACGAAGUUGUGGCAAAACAGUUUGGCAUUGAUGGCUAUCCAACACUUGAGUACUUUGAGGGUGGUAUUCAUAAAUUUAGAUAUAAAGGACAAAAUUCAAAAGAUGGCAUAAUUGAGUGGCUUAAAAAUCCAGUGGAACAAGACUCAUUUCUCUCACCUGAAGAGGAAGAGAUUUCAUGGGCUGAAACCAUUACCGAAGUGGUUCUUUUAAGUGAUGAUACAUUUGAUGAAUUUGUUGCGGAACACCAAAGCGUUUUGGUCCUUAUCUAUGCUCCUUGUAUCCACUGUAAGAUGGUAAAACCGGAAUUCAUUCGAGCAGCUGAUCGUUUGAAAAAGGAUGGUAUUGAUGGUGUUUUAGCCGCUGUCGAUGCUACAAGCAAUAUAAAGAUAGCAGAGCGGUACAAAGUGGAGGGUUAUCCCACCUUUGCAUACUUCAAGGACGGAAAGUUUGCGUGGAAAAUCAAUGAACGUAAAGAAGAUGGCUUUUACAAUUUCAUGAAAAAUCCAGUAGAACCUCCUCCUCCCGAACUUUCAUGGAGUAAACAAUCUGACGGUGUACAUGUGUUACAUUUAACAGCGGAGAAUUUCAAAACUGAAGUUAAGAAGAAAAAACACGCUCUGAUAAUAUUUUACGCUCCUUGGUGUGGUUACUGCAAAAGAGCAAAGCCUAAAUUUUUUGAAGCUUCUAAAAUACUUGCUGAUGAUACAAGGAUCGUUUUGGGUGCUGUUGAUUGUACAACUGAGAGGUCUUUGUGUCAAGAAUAUAAAGUAGAGGAAUUUCCAACAAUCAUUUAUCUGUCCUAUGGUAAAAAUCGUAUCGAUUAUUCUGGCGAAUAUGAAACUGCAUCAUUCAUUAAUUUUGUUGAAAGUGCAAGAUAUCGUUAUUUCUUUUUCCGAUCGCGGAAUUCUGUUCCUGAAUUUGACUUUGGAAAUGUAGUGAUAGUGCUCGAUAAGAACAAUUUCGAUAAGAUUAUUAGCAGUGGAAAUGUUUUUGUGUUGUUCUUUUCGCCAUGGUGCAGACAUUGUAAAGCAGUAAAACCGGAAUUCCGCGAAGCUGCGAAACAGUCUCACUUUGGCAAAUUCGCCGUGGUCGAUUGUACUGCUUGGAAUGAUCUUUGUGAGAGGUACGGCGUGAAAAGCUAUCCAACAUUUCGUAUAUUUGUUAACGGUGUUCAGCAUGAUUAUAAUGGCAAUCACACUUCAUCCGAUUUUACUACUGCUUUUAUGAAAAUAGUUGCGUCAACUAAAAUUGAUUUAUGA
This is a messenger RNA of Brugia malayi, 1893 nucleotides long. RefSeq names its product RNA methyltransferase, TrmH family protein. Gene Ontology annotation, biological process: protein folding. Gene Ontology annotation, cellular component: endoplasmic reticulum. The record is from RefSeq and is a predicted model, not a curated record. Gene Ontology annotation, molecular function: protein disulfide isomerase activity. NCBI's taxonomy places the organism in Eukaryota, Metazoa, Nematoda, Chromadorea, Rhabditida, Onchocercidae. The transcript has 15 exons. Bases 1 to 1893 code for a protein of 630 amino acids.